CAUCGACUUGACAAAACCAAGGAUUGUUCUUAGUGUCUGGUUCGGGAUUAUCUGCAGUUUGUUGCCUAACUUUUCUUCUGGAACUGCAUAUUGUAUUACUGGUGCUUCAUAAAUGAUUCUCGAUUUAACCAAUGCAUUGUAUACUUCCAACAUUCUUUUAGGAUGCGCUCCCCAUUCCUUAAUCCCAAACUUUUCCCCAAAUGUACGACUUUUUUUUUGGGACGGAGGGAGUAUAAAAUUAAAGUUAAUUUUUACAGUUUUUCACAUAAUUUCCUUCGCAAAACACUUCAGUGGCUUCAGUGUAAAUAACAACAACUCUCCACCACGUGACACUGACACCUUCUAAAUGCCAUCAGCGCCGCGUAUUAGAAAAAGGAAGAAGUUCAGUGUAAUUUGGAAAUGGAGGCGAAUUCGUGAACAAGAGAAAAAAAAACCCAAAACAAGACGUUUUCGUAGAAAAUAGUGACUUUUUUACCCUAAAAUUAGUGCUAUAGGACAAAGAAGUAGAUACAUUCAGGUUCACAGUGUUAUCUUAUGAGCUCGGAACGACAGAAAACAGACGACGAUUCAAGGGCAUCUCAAGGAUCGUCGUCGUCCUCAGAGUCACAGGACACAAAGACAUUGUCCGUGCACAGUCUGGGAAUAAUACCCGACACCCACGCCUCAACCAGUGCUGAGAGGGAAGAGGAAAUGAAGAGGGCAGCCGUGAAGAAGCGCAUCGAAAGGUACUUCUAUCAAUUGCUGGAAGGAUGCGGCAAUACAGGAUGUGGCAAUCGCUUCUGUGCUUCCAGUGGCAAAGUACCCGCCCUGACGCCCGAUCAGGCGGCUGCCAGAGCUCUUCAGCUCUUUGCCGAGGAAGCCAAGCUCUGCACAUCCGUUCAGCCGUCCAAAGUGGCUCGUACGGAGGACAGUGAAAUGUGUCCCAAUCACUCAGACACAAGUUCGGAAUCCAUGUCUAGCACGCGGAAAGACGGUGAAUCAUCAAGUGAUGCCUCCAUGUCACAAUCCUCGAGUCAUAUGAACUCUAGUCAGGCCAGAGAAAGUCAUGGGAGUGCCACAGAGAGCUCAAGGGCCUACCUAGAUGAGGAGGUGAUUGAGAAUCUGGUGGUGAGUUGUAUCAAUAAGAACUCACCACUGCAGUUGAUCCGCAGCCUUGGGGCUAUUUUUUCGUCCACCGAAGCCGUAGCUGGUAGUUUCCGGGCCCGAGCUGUUACUCCCAUUGACUUAUUGCUGCGCAAAGCACCCCAGAAAGACCUUCGGAAUCUUACGAAAGAGGAUCUGAGGUCACUGGAGGGGGACCUGGACAAGGAUGAGGAUAGUUCGUGUGCUGGGAAAGAAACCCCACCAGAAAUCCAUGAGACUGAUGUGGAUGUUAUGGGUCUCAGGAGAUCAGUAAAGCAAUUAUUUGGCGUGGAUGAUCCACAGGCCAAUAAACCCAAAAAUAUCUUUCCGGUGUUUGAGCCAGUGAACAAUGCCCUCCAGACUCUCGCCACCUCACUCAAGAUCGAUCUCGAGAUCACGACUCAGCGCGAAGCCAUCGAGGACAUCAUCAGAAUCUUCGUCAUUGUCUUCGAAGUCAUGUGCAUUGCGCCUGCGGAGUUCCUCGAAGGAGCUCUGACGCGAAUGUGCAGCGCUGCUGCGAAUCUUCCAACGUGGGCUCAGGCACGCCUUGCAUGGAUCUGGGCACGUAAUUGUACGCCUAUUUUGCGACCUCUGCUGGAAUCUCUUCAGCAGAUCAUCACGCUGCAGGUGAUUCCAACGAUGAUUCCCGUGCAGGACAAUGAGGCGAUUGUCAAUGCCACGAAAGUGAUGAAGAUAGUGUACUAUGCUGACAUCUUGGCAGGCGAAGUGGAUCCUGUGCAGUUGAGAGAAGAGGAUGCACCGACUGGUGUGAGUGGAGAUGAAGAUCUCGAGGCUACGGCUCGUUGGAGUUUUGACGAUGUCAAAUUCACAUCGACAGCAAAGGCUGAUCCGCUGGCACAGGAAUUGGGUGUGCAGCCGGUUGACUCGAGAAGACCAUUUUUGCCUCUGUCUGAGUUCUACAAUGAAUCAUUGAGUGACACCAUUGAAAUGGACUAUGACUAUCUCAACUACAAAAAUAUGCAUAUGGACGAGAAGAAUAUGAACAGAAAAUUCUGCUUCAUGCUCUACUCGUUCAUCCUUACACCGGCCACAAAGACUCUAGCACUGUACUAUGACAGUCGCAUUCGGAUGUACAGUGAACGGCGGAUUAAUCUGUUCACAACGCAUCUCUCUGGACAGACACCCAAUCCCUAUUUGAAGCUGAAGGUGAGGCGAGAGCAUUUGAUAGAUGACGCUUUGAUUGAACUGGAAAUGAUCACAAUGGAGAAUCCCAAGGAUCUCAAGAAACAGCUGGUGGUGGAAUUUAUGGGGGAACAAGGAAUUGACGAAGGUGGAGUGUCUAAGGAGUUCUUCCAGCUCAUCGUGGAGCAGAUAUUUAAUCCAGAUUAUGGCAUGUUUAUCAAUCAAGACGAUACAAAUACUAUGUGGUUCAAUUCGACAUCCUUUGAAAAUGAAGCCCAAUUCACACUGAUAGGGAUUGUUUUAGGACUAGCAAUAUACAACAAUAUCAUUCUGGCUGUGAACUUUCCCAAGGUGGUCUACCGGAAACUCCUGGGCAUCCGUGGUUCAUUUCCCGAUCUCGAGGAUUGGAAUCCCAAGCUCUUCCGGAGCCUUAAGGCGAUGCUGGAGGAUGAUGAAUCGGACAUGGAGGCGGUAUACAUGCAGACAUUCGAGAUCAAUUACCAAGAUGUCUUUGGAAAUGUGCUGAGGCAUGAAUUGAAACCCAAUGGACGCGAUAUUCCCGUGACUCAGGAGACAAAGAAAGAAUUUGUCGAUCUCUAUACAGAUUAUCUUCUCAAUGGGGCCAUUGAGCGGCAAUUCAGUGCCUUCCGGAAGGGUUUUCGGAUGGUGACGGAUGAAUCUCCGCUGGCGUUGCUGUUUCGUCCCGAAGAAGUGGAAUUGUUGGUGUGUGGGAGCAAAGAAUUUGAUUUUGAGGAAUUGCAGGCUGCUACAGAUUACGAUGGUGGAUACACAGCUGAAUCGCAGGUUAUUCGGAAUUUCUGGGAAAUUGUCCAUGCCCUUCCGGUGGAGGCUCAGAGGCAACUGCUGGAGUUCACCACGGGAUCCGAUCGAGUGCCCGUGGGUGGCCUGAGUAGGCUGAAGAUGGUGAUUGCGAGAAAUGGACCGGACAGUGAUAGAUUACCGACCAGUCACACGUGCUUCAAUGUCCUCCUGCUGCCCGAGUAUGCAACCAAGGAGAAGCUCAAGCGACUCCUGCUCAAGGCCAUCAGCUACUGCAAGGGAUUCGGGAUGCUGUGAAAUUGGGGGCUGACAGAAUGAAUGACGAGAGUAAACAAGUCUUGAAUAUUA
Molecule: messenger RNA, 3393 nt
Organism: Phlebotomus papatasi
Lineage: Eukaryota; Metazoa; Arthropoda; Insecta; Diptera; Psychodidae
Gene: Ube3a
Product: ubiquitin-protein ligase E3A
Exons: 6
Coding region: 535-3342 (935 amino acids)
Biological process (GO): protein polyubiquitination
Molecular function (GO): ubiquitin protein ligase activity
Source: RefSeq, a predicted model, not a curated record